Molecule: messenger RNA, 1935 nt
Organism: Carya illinoinensis
Lineage: Eukaryota; Viridiplantae; Streptophyta; Magnoliopsida; Fagales; Juglandaceae
Product: fasciclin-like arabinogalactan protein 17
Exons: 3
Coding region: 47-1510 (487 amino acids)
Source: RefSeq, a predicted model, not a curated record
UUCUUCCCCAAGCAAAACCCACCCGCCCGCCCACUUUACUGCUUCAAUGCUAAAACAUCAGGCUAGACAGUGUGAGUCUAAGUUCUUGUUUUCUAUGAGCGCCAUGAAUCUCCACCUCUAUGGUGUCUCCAAGUUUGUUUUCUUCUUCUUCGCCCUUUUCAUUCUUUCAGUUUCGGCAACGCAUGUGACAUUGCCACAAAGUCCCAUCUCUAAAUCUUCUUCUUCUGGGAGCUCGGGCCAGAUAAAUUCUAACUCGGUCCUCGUUGCCCUCCUCGAUUCGCAUUACACUGAGCUCGCUGAACUCGUGGAGAAAGCCCUUCUUUUACAAACCCUCGAGGAAGCCGUGGGGAAAUACAACAUCACCAUCUUCGCGCCGAGGAAUGAAGCUCUCGAGCGAGGACUCGACCCCGAGUUCAAGCGCUUCUUGCUCGCUCCCGGGAACCUCAAGUCCCUCCAGACCCUCUUGAUGUUCCACAUUGUUCCCAGACGAAUCGGUUCCGACGAGUGGCCCCGCCAGUCUUCUGGGCCGGUUCGGCACCCAAACCUCUGUAAUGAUCACGUAUAUUUGAGAAGCCAGGGUUCCGGCAAGAGAAUCAUCGACUCUGCCGAAAUUGUUCGACCGGAUGACGUCAUCCGCCCUGACGGUGUAAUCCACGGGAUCGAACGGAUGCUGAUUCCCCGAUCCGUACAGGAAGAUUUCAACCGGAGAAGGAAUCUGCAGUCGAUUUCCGCGGUCUUACCGGAGGGCGCACCCGAGGUGGACCCCAGGACCCACCGCUUGAAGAAACCAGCAGCACCUGUUCCAGCCGGAGCCCCGCCGGUUCUUCCGAUUUACGACGCAAUGGCACCAGGACCAUCCCUGGCUCCGGCACCGGCGCCAGGACCCGGAGGACCCCACGGUCACUUCAAUGGUAUGCGCCAGGUCAAGGACUUCAUCCACACCCUUUUGCAUUACGGUGGUUACAACGAGAUGGCAGAUAUUUUGGUUAAUCUAACUUCCCUAGCCACUGAAAUGGGAAGGUUGGUCUCCGAAGGAUACGUUUUGACCGUCUUGGCUCCUAACGACGAGGCCAUGGCGAAGCUGACGACAGACCAAUUGAGCGAGCCCGGUGCACCGGAGCAGAUAAUAUACUACCAUAUCAUACCCGAGUAUCAGACCGAGGAGAGUAUGUACAAUGCGGUGAGAAGGUUUGGAAAGGUCCGUUACGAUACUCUGAGGUUGCCGCACAAGGUUGUGGCUCAGGAGGCUGAUGGUUCGGUCAAAUUCGGGCAGGGAGAUGGGUCCGCAUAUCUGUUCGACCCCGAUAUUUACACGGACGGGAGAAUUUCUGUACAAGGGAUUGACGGUGUUUUGUUCCCAGCGGAGGAGGAGGAGGAACUAAAGACAGAGAAGAAAACAGCUCCAGUUGUCAAGGUUGUCACCAAGCCAAGAAGAGGGAAGUUGCUGGAAGUAGCAUGUAGGAUGCUUGGAGCUUUUGGACAGGAUUCCCGUUUAUCUACUUGUCAAUGAAUAUACAAAACCAAGGAGGGAAAAUGAUGUCUUGUAAACAGUUCAUAAAUGUUGUAGUAUGAUUCCAUCUAAUACAAUGGAUGCAUAGUUAAUUGAAGGGAGAGCGUUUACGUUGCAAAAGAGAAAGAAAGGUCUCUGUUUUUUGCUAUAAAUACCAUAAUCACGAUUUUUUCCCUCUUUGAUUCAGUCUCUGUAUAAUGCAUAAAACAAUCUCCCAAGAUGCUCGAAUUUCAUGACUGGGCUGUGUUUCUUUUUUCUUUUUUAUCUUUUCGGCCUGUUUGUGAAUCCAUGGCUCGUAUAUCCACACCGAAACGUAAAUAUUCUUUACUGUCAUAUUAUGAUUGUGUGUAUGAAAUUGGACCUUUCUAUUGGAUUGGGAUGUAUAUUCUCCAUUGAAGUUGAAACUGUGCCGACAUUGACAAUUA